UUUCACGGCUACGGCGCAGCAGCACGGGAAUUCACGUGGGGUGGGCUGGCAAAAACCCACAGCAAACCCACAGCUGUGCGGAAAUGACACAGUACCGUCACGUCACGCGAGAGGGCACUGACUAGAGAAAAAAGCAGCGAAGAGAAACACGGACAACAGUUACCCGUGGACAAAUCCACUGGAUUUAAAGACGCGACUAUGGCCGAUGCCUCGUAACCUACUGCACACGGCUGCCCGGCGUCGCAAAGGACAUGAGCUCUUCUCUGUGCAUGGUUAAUGCAGAUGGACAAGUGCCUGAUAAAAAAGUUAAAGUUGAGAAAGAUGCAGAGGACGUUAUUGAAAACACAGAGGGAAAGAUGGAGAGCUUUUUUAAGAGCAUUACAAAACGAGCAUCUACAUGUUCCGAGGUGGAAAGGCCAAACAGUGGGAAGAGGAUCAAGGUGACACCAGCAGGAGAAAACCUCCUUGACAGCAGUUCAGAUGACGGAAGCAGGUCAUGCUCAUACGUCCACAGAUCUUCUCCAGAGCAGAUUCCUAUCUCUUCAUACAGAAAACCACUCUACAGUAUCACACAUCGUAUCUCUGAGCGUAAAGCUGCAUCCAGUCUGGACCAGAAUGGAGCCCACAAUGGGGUGAGAGCAAGCCAGAAUGGAGUCCACUUCCAAAAACUGGGCAACUCUAGAAAGCAUCAUAUGUUUAAGGCUUCCCCAACAGUAGGGGUCACAGGAUCUCCUGCUGCCUUGGAUUCUCACCUCUACCCACUCAUCGAGAAGAUGUUUUUCCUUCUUAACACACUGAAUUCUAGCAUGACCCAGCUACACAGCAAGGUGGACUUACUCUCGCUGGAAGUGACGCGGAUCAAAAAACAAAUUAAGCCCUCUGAGAUGGUCAUGGAAUUUCAGCCUCCUCCUGAAUAUCAGCUAACCAGUGAGGAGCUCGCUCAGCUGAUGGAGCAAACGUCCACCGCGGGUGAGCUUGGCUGCAGGCUCCUAGUUCAACUGUUCCCAGAACUUUUCACGACAAAGGAAUGUGCGCACGGCUGCAGCACAUGCAGCCUCACAAGUAAACGGACAUUAGAUUCAUUGCAUCUUCAGCUAAUACGCAACUAUGUGGAGGCCUGCUACCCGCUAGUGAAAAAUGAAAACGUCUGGCAGACAGACUGCUUGCUGCAGAUCAAUGACUUCUUGAAUCGUUUCUGGGCUCAGAAGGACAUGGAGAGUGGUCAGGUGUGUGACAAACAGGCUCCGAUGGUUGUCGGGUUUGAUAUAGAACCGAAUCACACUUGCCAUUUCAUUAGCGAAGAUGCCCAAGAUGAAAGUCUUUCCCUCAACUCUGGAGAGAACAAUGAUGUUCAUUCUAACAAUGUCAGCUCGGAUGUAGUGCUGGACUCUCAUGAGGCUGCUGGUGAUGACUCUGAAGACUUAACGUCCCCGGAGGAGCUUGUCAUAUUUUUGUUGAACAGACUCUUCCCGGAGGUGUUUGAGGAGGGCAAGUUGCCAGAGGGCCACAACAGCAUUGGACAGUUAAUUACUGACUCGGACAGACUAGAAAUUCUGCGAAAAUACAUGGAGGCCAAUUUCCCUGAUAUCCCAGAGGAAACCUGGUUGCAGUUGUGUGUGCAACGAAUGGAGGAAGCACUGGAGAACGCUUCAACCAGUGGCAACAGAGAGAUGUACAACACUACCCAUCUACCUGACAACAUCUCCAUUGUUAAGAUCAGUGACCUGUGUGAUUACGAGAAACCAAAUCGCAGGUCUAAGAAAUCAUGGCUAGAGCCUGUGGAUUUUGACAAGCUAGAGAUUCCUCCUCCGAACUUUGAUGUUCCUCAGGAGUAUUUACUGACUAAGGAACAGCUAAAGAAUAACUAUGAAUGCAGUCUAUCAAUUGGGAACUUUGCAUCUCGUCUCCUGGUCCUCAUGUUCCCUGAGCUCUUCACUAACGAGAAUGCACGAAAAUACUACAACUGCAGCGGAUCUCUAGGCAAGAAACAGCUGGAUCCUUUACGAAUCAGUCUCAUCCGACAUUAUGUACAACUGCUCUACCCACAAGCUAAGAACGACCGCGUGUGGACCCUUGAGUUUGUCGGCAAACUUGAUGAACGUUGCAGACGACGAGAUACCGACCAACGUCGUUCCUACCAACAACAGCGAAAAGCCUGUUCACCUGAUCAAGACCCUGACCCCAAUGACUCUCUGCUAUCUGCUGGCCAAAUCAAUGCGCUUGCUUCAGAUCGCUUAAAAGAGGACUUUGAAGUCUUGUCUUCACCCCUGGAGAAAAGCAGCAAAGAUUUCUGCAAGAUUCCUCUCGAGGACCUCUCGGUACCCACCCCAGACUUUCCAGUGCCUUCUGAAUACCUGCUUACGGAUGCUGAAGUGAGGGAGAUUGUCCAACAGAGUCUGUCUGUGGGAAAUUUUGCUGCUCGCCUUCUCGUCCGCCUCUUCCCGGAGCUUUUCACCCAGGAAAAUUUGCGGUUGCAGUAUAACCACUCUGGGGCCUGCAACAAGAAGCAGCUGGACCCCAUGCGCCUUCGACUUAUUCGUCAUUAUGUGGAGGCCGUCUAUCCCGUUGACAAAAUGGAGGAGGUGUGGCACUAUGAAUGUGUGCCAAGCAUCGACGAGCGAUGCAGACGGCCCAAUCGCAAGAAAUGUGACAUUCUAAAGAAGGCAAAGAGAUCAAACAACACUGUGACUUAUUCUUAAACAAUGUUCCUGCAAACUGCAGACCCGUUUUAUUAUUUUACACAACAUACCUGUUAUUUGCACAAGUCCAUAAGCUGAAGCAGAUUUUAACUUGUCCUUGUUUAAGAUCCGGUUUGGCUGGUUGAGUUCAAAUGUUGGCUUUUAAAUGGGACAGAUUAGUAGGUGACAAAAAAAAGUUUGUGACUGAAGCCACUAUCACCUGAUAGUUAUUAGUGUUACUAUUUAUAUGCCAAAAUAGAGUGUUGCAGGAAAGACGUCAGAACACAGAAUGAAUAUUAUUCAGUGUGUUCCCUAGUGUAAAAUAAGGUCUCUGAUAAACAUAACUCAGCCAUAUUUCCACGUUUAUGACAUAAACUACACUUGCACCCCAGAGUUUCUUAUCUGUAAUGUAUGAUUUAUAAAAUACUCUAACAGUACAGGUUUUCACAACCCAGGCUCAUUCUGAAAACGUACCUCUAUGAACAUUUCUGGAGAGUGCCAAAUAUGUCCCAGGAGCUGUGUUUUUUUGCAGUUUUUGUUUUUACAAAUCCACCAGAGGCCACUGUGUACACUUUUUGGGAUCUCAAAUUUCUCUGGCGAGUUCCAUUCGCGCCUGUUGUUCUCACGUAAAUCCACCAGAGGUCACUGUCGACUGACUGAAUGACUGCCUGACUUACCGAUCAACUGACUCACCCUCCCCCUUUCAUAAACCCAACCAAUAGUAUUUUUAAAAGCAUUCGUUCGUUUUUAAAAUGAAAUGCAGCCAUAUGUACUUCUGGCUACAUACGUCGCGAUCUCGAGAAACAUAUAUAGGGCUACGUUUUCAGAAUGAGCCUAUGUAGGGUUUUCAAUAUGGAUGUAUCCAAUUUACAUUGCAGAGAAGAAAAAAAUCAUAUUGUCAAGUUGUCUUUACCACAAUUUGUUUUCUUGAAUUGGAACCCCCCCGCCUAGUCAAAUAUGUAGGGAACCAAUUGUGAAUUAUUCUUCCAAGUUCUGACAUAAUUUUUUCACUACUCUAUAUUAAUGAUGUUAUUCUAAUGUCUAAUUAAUAGAUAAGCUAAAGGUAGCCUUAAUUAAUUUAAAUGUAAACUUUUAGUUAAAAAUAGGUCACUUUAGUGUGGGGUGAGGGCAGAGAAGAUAUAGAUAAAUAUAUAUUUUUUGUUUGUUUGUUGUAAUAAGUUGUAGCAAUGUUGCAUCACUGGCUUUUCUAAUUAUCAGCAUAUUGAAGUAUGUCCUGCCUUACAGGAAGUCGAUCUUAAUUAUCUGUACUAAACUAUAGCACCAGGUUAUAUGUUAUAUAUUUUUAAAUAAAAAAAUCACUUCCUAGCCGA
Danio aesculapii is the source of this 4009-nucleotide messenger RNA. It is a transcript of the gene bend3, whose product is annotated as BEN domain containing 3. Gene Ontology annotation, biological process: rDNA heterochromatin formation. Gene Ontology annotation, molecular function: DNA binding. The record is from RefSeq and is a predicted model, not a curated record. Gene Ontology annotation, cellular component: heterochromatin. NCBI's taxonomy places the organism in Eukaryota, Metazoa, Chordata, Actinopteri, Cypriniformes, Danionidae. The transcript has 4 exons. Bases 252 to 2699 code for a protein of 815 amino acids.